Molecule: messenger RNA, 790 nt
Organism: Hemiscyllium ocellatum (epaulette shark)
Lineage: Eukaryota; Metazoa; Chordata; Chondrichthyes; Orectolobiformes; Hemiscylliidae
Product: F-actin-uncapping protein LRRC16A-like
Exons: 9
Coding region: 179-790 (203 amino acids)
Biological process (GO): regulation of Arp2/3 complex-mediated actin nucleation; cell migration
Cellular component (GO): lamellipodium; plasma membrane
Molecular function (GO): protein binding
Source: RefSeq, a predicted model, not a curated record
GGACACCAUUUAUCACUCUCAGGACACGAGACAUUUUAACAUUUCGGACUUCAGUCACUUAAACAGCAGGGACUUGGCGUUGAUAAUAGCUGCUCUCGCCUACAAUCAGUGGUUCAUUAAACUCUCCACCAAAGAUCUCAAACUGGGGUCGGAGGUGAUCGAGCAGGUCAUACACACCAUGAGCCGAUCCCGGAGCAUCGAGGACCUGGAAAUGGAGAACACGGGACUCAAAAUGGAUUUUGCUCUGAAACUGACUGCUGCCCUGACGGAUAACCCAUUCACAUCCCUGACCGCUCUCAACCUGGCGAAUAACGCUCUCGAGGAUAAAGGAGUUUCCUCGCUGAGUCACUUUCUCGCUGGACAUCAUCGCGGACUGAGAUACCUCAACCUCUCCAGGACCUCGCUCACCCACAAAGGUCUGGUCACUCUAGCACAGACACUGAGCUCCAAUCAGACCUUUGCAAACAGCCUGACCCACCUGGACCUGAGCAGGAACGCUGCCAUGCUGGGAACCGAUGAUGCAUCACAUUUGUACAAUUUCUUGGGGAAACCCAACGUUUUGAUUGAUCUGAAUCUCUCGGGAACGGACUGUUCAAUAGACACCCUGUUCGGAGCACUGGUCCAUGGAUGUUGUUCACACUUGGCUCGUCUUCAGCUCUCCAACAACGUCCUCUCCCACAGGAAGGCCAAGGAACCCCUCCCCUCCAUGAAGACGUUUUUCGCCUGCGCCUUCUCCCUCAGCUACGUCAACUUCUCCGGGACUAAGAUGUCUCCUGAAGCCCUCAGGUAG